AUGGCUAUAACUAGAAGUCAUCGAGAAAAAAUCAACAUGAAAUCAAAUAACGUUACAAAGCAUUUUGAAAAAUAUCAACCUCAAUUAUAUGUAACAAGUAUUUUUAAUCAUACUAUAAUUAGAAAAUUAAUUCCAUCAUCCAAUACAUCUAUUGAACCUACAGUGAAUACAUCAGAAUUACAAAAUGUUAAAUGUUCAAUAUCUGACUCUUAUUCAUUAUUGAAUAAUAACUUUAUUAAUAAUAAUAAUAAUACAUCAUUGAUACCUGAUUAUAAUUUAACACUAACAAAUGAUUGGUCAUAUUUUUUAAAAAUAAAUCUUGAAAAUUAUAUUGAUAAAGCAUAUUUAUUUAAUAUGACUUUAAUACCACAAUUUAAAUUACAUGGUAACAUAAAAUCAAUAAAACAUUUACAUAAUUGUUAUGAACCAUAUUCUAUAAAUCAAUUACAACUAAUUGGUCACUAUCAUAAUCCAAAUAAUAUUGAUGAUGAUAAAUUAAAUGUUAAUUAUAUAAAAGAGUAUUCUAUCAGAGAUAUACCUAAUCAAAAAGAUUGUGAAAAAUUAUGUUGGGCAAUUCGACAACCAUAUUUAUAUAAAAAUGGUGGAUUAUGGUUAUGGGAUAAAAAGUACAAAAUACUUUACGCUGAUUGCAAUCAAACUUUAAUGGCCAUCGAACAAAGUGGCGUAAAUGAAAUGAAUUUGAACACUUUCACAGCAACGCGCCUACAAAGACCAAGUGAACAAUAUUUGAGAUCUGAAGAAGGACUACAUUUUGUCAUGUUAAUUGGGUUUCAUAGACAGGAUCGAGAACAAACCAAAUGUAAUGCUGCCAUAAUGGGUGUGAUGGAUUUAUUAAGGAAAAAAUUGACACCAUAUAGCAUGUAGUAAUUUGUUUUUUUUACCUAAAAGUUUAACUACUACCUUGUUUAUUCAGUAGUAUGCUUUUGUUACAAGAAAUGUAAGUUGAAAUAAUUAGCCUAAAAUCCGAUCGAGCUAGUGGUGUAAUAAGGAAGUGAAAUGUGUGAUUGAGAAGUAACUUUUUCUAGUUCAGAACCAAAACACCUGUUUUAUGUUUUGAUUUAUCUUCACCAUUUAUUUAAGACAAUUUAUAUAGUUGGGUUUUUUUAUUAAGGUUUUUUGUUAUGGGACCGAACUGUUAACCCCAUGCCUAAACUUCUUCAAUUACUUGGGUUUUGGACCGGCUGUAACCAUAGAACGGCCACAGGCGGAGUUAUUUAAGAACUACAAAAAGUAAAUCCGAUCGGGCAUCAAAAUAUUAAUCAAGUAAAAG
Messenger RNA from Schistosoma bovis, 1291 nucleotides. NCBI's taxonomy places the organism in Eukaryota, Metazoa, Platyhelminthes, Trematoda, Strigeidida, Schistosomatidae. The record is from the annotation of a GenBank genome assembly.